CGUGAAUAAGCAAAUAAAAGUGAAAAUAAAAAGAUGGCAAAAACUUGUCUCAAGAUGGCAUUACUACUACUCAUUGCAUCACAUUGCAUUGUACUGUCAAUGGCAUUAUGUGAAUCUAAAGAGGACUGUGUAAUUUUUAAAUGUGAAGUAGGAACUCAUGCUAUUUGUUCUAACGGCCAAUGCACAUGCGUAGCAGAUCAAGUAAAUGAAUUUUAUUGUCAGAGUGAUGAUGAAUGCAAACCUCAUUGCAAACCUCAUUGUAAAUUUGUAAACUGCAUUGAAGGAACUUGUAGUUGUGGCUGUAUUAAAGCAUAGUAUUGAACAUGUACACAAUUUAAUCAAUGAAAUAA
Messenger RNA from Mercurialis annua (annual mercury), 350 nucleotides. Its product is annotated as putative defensin-like protein 263. The transcript is spliced from 2 exons. The coding region runs from base 34 to 315 and encodes 93 amino acids. Lineage: Eukaryota; Viridiplantae; Streptophyta; Magnoliopsida; Malpighiales; Euphorbiaceae. The record is from RefSeq and is a predicted model, not a curated record.